Molecule: messenger RNA, 1146 nt
Organism: Durusdinium trenchii
Lineage: Eukaryota; Dinophyceae; Suessiales; Symbiodiniaceae
Source: the annotation of a GenBank genome assembly
AUGCCCAAAUUUAGACUUAUCUACAGCUGGCCAAGGAAUCUGGCUGGCAAGCUGCUGAAUGAACCUGGAAUGCCGCCAAGAGAAUGCAUAGUUGUCCGAGUACAACAGGAGGAGAAGGUCGGCCAUGCUAGAGCAGUGCUGGUGGAAACGCUCCGCUGCCGCGCCGAAGCCAUCACCACCAACCUGGGCUCAGAGCAUGCUGAAACCCUUUUGGCGUUACACCGGCUCGCGAAGGUGCUGCAGUUCCGUGGCGCCCUGGCCGAGGCGGAGACGCUGCAGCGGCAGAUCCUGGCGGCGCGCGAAGCGCAGUUUGGUCCCGAGGAUCCGGACACGCUCAUUGAUUUGAACAAUCUGGCGCUGGUUUUGGAGCGUCGAGGGCAGUGGAAGGAAGCGACAGACUUGUACCGCAGGGCGGUGGAGGCGCAGGAGCGCCGCCUGGGAGCUGCGCAUUUGGCGACGCUGGCAUCCGUGGGGAACUUGGCGGAAGUGCUGAGGCUUCAAGGCCAAUUGGCCGAGGCGGAGGCGCUGCAGCGCCGGGUCCUGGCGGGCCGCGAGGAUCAGCUGGGCUCGAAGCAUCGAAAGACCUUAGUGUCAUUGAACAACCUGGCGCUCGUGCUGCAGGAUCAGGGCAAUUUGGAUGAAGCGGAGCCCUUCGCCCGGAAAUGCAAGGAAGGAGGGGAAGCUCUUCUUGGAGCAGCAAAUCCAGAGACCUUGAUUUGGGUCAACAACCUCGCCACGCUUCUCGAAGACCAAGGCAACCUCAAUGAAGCAGAAGAGCUUUACCGAAAAGCUCUUGCCGGGGGUGAAGCGCAUCUCGUGCGCUCACACCCAGACACCCUGACCUGGGUCUACAAUUUGGCGGGUGUCCUCAUGAAGCGGCAGAACUUUGCCGACGCGGAACCGUUGAUGCGGAGAGCCGUGGCGGGUCGCGAGGAGCACCUGGGAGCCGGGCAUCCGGACACGUUGAUCAGCGUCUAUGGCCUAGCCGAGCUCUUGGAGGCGACCGGCUCCAUCGCCGAGGCUGAAGAGCUUUUCAUCAGAGAGUUGAACGGCAUGGAGGAGCUUCACGGCCCAGACCACGAGGAGACCCAAGCCAGCCGCGAAAACCUGGAGCGCUUCCGGCAUCAGCACGGGCGAUCAGGCUGA